This is a messenger RNA of Cuscuta campestris, 2140 nucleotides long. Lineage: Eukaryota; Viridiplantae; Streptophyta; Magnoliopsida; Solanales; Convolvulaceae. The record is from the annotation of a GenBank genome assembly.
CACUAUCUCUCUUCCUCAUCACCUUCAUUCAUAUUCUUCCCCCAUCCAUUCUAGCCAAUUCAAGUAUGCCUGUUCCCUACUCACAAGCCGCAUUCGCAUCUCCGCCCGCCUCGGUGAAAUGGUCAUCUGCGCUCUCGUCCGAGCUUUAUCGGAUCGAUAGCUGGGGUGCUCCAUACCUAACAGUCAAUUCAUCCGGCAGCAUUUGUGUCCGUCCUCAUGGGACGGACACUGUUUCCCACCGAGAGAUCGACCUUCUCGAGGUCCUGAACAAAGUUUCGGAUCUCGGGUUGCCUCUCCCGGUGACCGUCCGAUUCCCGGACGUGCUGAAGAACCGUCUCGAGUCUCUACAAUCGGCUUUCGAUGCAGCCGUGCACUCCCAGGGGUACACGUCCCAUUACCAGGGAGUGUAUCCCGUGAAGUGCAACCAGGACAAGUUUGUGGUGGAUGACAUCGUCAAAUUCGGGUCAAAGUUCCGGUUCGGGCUUGAAUCCGGGUCGAAACCUGAACUUCUACUCGCAAUGACCUCUCUGUGCAAGGGAAGUCCGGAGGCCUUCCUGAUAUGCAACGGGUACAAAGAUGAACAGUACAUUUCCCUCGCUCUGGUCGCAAGGAAGCUCCGGUUCAACGCCGUGAUCGUUCUCGAAAAAGAGGAGGAGAUCGACCUCGUGAUCCGAAUCAGCCGGAGAAUGUGCGUCCGGCCGGUGAUCGGGAUCCGGGCGAAGCUCAGAACCAAGCAAUCCGGCUAUUUCGGGCCCGCUUCCGGCGAGAAAGGCAAAUUCGGCCUGACCACCGCUCAGAUCUUGCGGGUAGUGAAGAAACUUCGAGACUUCGAAAUUCUCGAUUGUCUUCAAUUGCUGCAUUUCCACAUUGGAUCUCAGAUUCCGUCGACGGCGUUGCUCUCCGACGGCGUUUCUGAGGCCGCUCAUAUUUACUGCGAGUUAGUCCGUCUCGGCGCCUCCAUGAGAGUCAUCGACGUCGGAGGUGGGCUCGGGAUCGAUUACGACGGUUCGAAAUCAACCGACUCCGACGUUUCCGUCGGGUAUGGGCUAACGGAAUAUGCAUCUGCCGUUGUUAACGCCGUCCGGUCAGUCUGCGACGGUAAGGGCGUCAACCACCCUGUUAUUUGCAGUGAGAGCGGAAGGGCAAUUGUGUCUCAUCACUCAAUUCUAAUUUUCGAAGCCGUCUCCGCCACGCCCGCCGGCGAGAGUAACGGCGACUCGUCAAAUCUAAAGGCUCACAUUCAGUCAUGCGUUGACCUUCUUGACAAGGAUUGGCGGGAAGAGUACCAGAAACUCUCUGCAGCCGCAAUUCGCGGCGAUUUUGGCGCUUGUGUCAUCUACGCCGACCAGCUGAAACAGAGGUGUGUUGAGCAGUUCAAGAAUGGCGGCCUGAGAAUGGAACAAAUGGCCGCCGUGGACGGGGUUUAUGAUUUGGUGGCCAAAGCCGCCGCCGGACCACCUUCUCCCGAUCAUAUUCCGGCCGCCACAUAUCACGUCAAUCUCUCCAUCUUCACUUCAAUUCCAGACUAUUGGGCGAUCGGACAGCUGUUCCCCAUCGUCCCCAUUCACCGGCUCAACGAACGUCCCGGAGUGAGAGGAGUGUUGUCGGACUUGACAUGCGACAGCGACGGGAAGAUCAAUAAGUUCAUCGGCGGGGAGUCAACGUUGCCGCUCCACGAACUCAGAGGUGGCGCCGGCGCCGGGGAAGGAUAUUAUCUGGGGAUGUUCUUGGGUGGGGCCUACGAGGAAGCCAUGGGCGGGAUCCACAACCUGUUUGGCCGCCCGAGUGAAGUGCGGGUGACCGACGGCGGCGCGCACGGCUUCAGCGUGACGCGCGCCGUCUCCGGCCAGUCUUGCGCGGAUGUGCUGCGAGUAAUGCAACACGAUCCUCAGGUGAUGCUCCGGGCUCUGAAGCAACGCGCGGAGGAAUUCGCGGGAGACGACGAAUUUGGCUCCACUUUCGAUGGGACGCCAUAUCUGGUCAGCGGAUGUGCUUGGGAUACCUAAGUUUUGCUCUUCAUUUUAAUACUCUAUAUUGUUUUUUAAAUGCAUUUUAAUUUUGUUGUUAUUGCUUUUUUAUUACUUUCUCCGUUCAAAAAUUUCAUUCUCAAUUUGAUUUCACAUAAAGAUUUAGAAAAAUU